Ceutorhynchus assimilis (cabbage seed weevil) is the source of this 2627-nucleotide messenger RNA. The record is from the annotation of a GenBank genome assembly. NCBI's taxonomy places the organism in Eukaryota, Metazoa, Arthropoda, Insecta, Coleoptera, Curculionidae.
AUUGGAUUGACGUUCGGUGUUCGUGUUCAGUCAGCAUUCAGGAUUGUAUUGUGCUUUUGGCUGCUGCUUAUCGAAUCUCUUUUAUUUUAAUAAUUGCUUAGUUGAUUUUCAAUGUUUUAAAUUACAAAUUUUGGAUCUACGAAUAUGAAACAGCUCGUGCUUGUGUGUGUAGUCGCUUUUGCGUUUAUUGGGGCGGCAAAAGCUAACCUAGACGCUGAAGAUACCCCAACAGUAAACAUAGAUCUAGGAGCCAGCAAAGAAGGUUCUCGAACUGACGAUGAAGCCGUUCAAAGGGAGGAAGAAGCAAUCAAGCUGGAUGGACUCAAUGUAGCUCAACUCAAAGAACUCAGAGACCAGGCUGAAAAGUUUACAUUCAAAACAGAAGUUAACAGGAUGAUGAAACUUAUCAUCAAUUCAUUAUAUAGAAACAAAGAGAUUUUCCUGAGAGAACUAAUUUCAAACGCUUCUGAUGCUCUGGAUAAAAUCCGUCUGCUGUCUUUAACUGACAAGUCCGUCCUAGACACAAUGGCAGAAAUGAACAUAAGAAUUAAGGCUGAUAAAGAUACAGGGAUGUUACAUAUAACUGACACAGGAGUUGGUAUGACCAAACAGGACCUUGUAAAUAAUUUGGGAACCAUUGCUAAGUCCGGCACAGCAGAAUUUUUGGGUAAAAUGCAAAAUGCCGAAUCUACCCAGGAAUUAAAUGACAUGAUUGGUCAAUUUGGAGUAGGAUUUUACUCAGCCUUUUUGGUAGCCGAUAAAGUUAUUGUUACUUCAAAGCAUAAUGAUGAUAAACAAUACAUUUGGGAAUCUGAUUCUUCUAGUUAUAGUAUUGCUGAUGAUCCAAGAGGCGAUUCUUUGAGAAGAGGAACCACUGUAAGUCUGCAACUCAAACCUGAAGCCAAAGAUUUCCUCGAUCAUGAAACCAUCAAAAAUCUUGUAAGAAAAUACUCACAAUUCAUCAACUUCCCCAUUUACUUAUGGACUAGUCAUACUGAAACUGUAGAAGAACCAGCUGAUGAUGAGGCAUCAGAAAAAUCUACACCAGAACCUGUUGAAGAUGAAGAAGAUGCUGCCAUAGAAGAGGAAAAGGAAGAAACCAAGCCAAAAACUAAGACAAUUACCAAAACUGUGUGGGACUGGGAAAAACUAAAUGAUAACAAGCCUAUUUGGACAAGAAAACCUUCAGAAGUUGCAGACAAAGAAUAUGAUGAAUUUUAUAAAGCGUUAACUAAAGAUGAUAAAGACCCAUUGUCAAGAAUCCAUUUCAUUGCUGAAGGAGAAGUCACAUUCAAGGCUUUACUUUACGUUCCUAAAGUGCAGCCCUCAGAAAGCUUCAACAGAUAUGGAACUAAAACUGACAAUAUUAAACUCUAUGUACGACGUGUAUUUAUUACAGACGAAUUCAACGAUAUGAUGCCAUCUUUUUUGAAUUUUAUCAGAGGAGUUGUAGAUUCUGAUGAUUUGCCUUUGAAUGUUUCUCGUGAAACUUUGCAGCAACACAAACUCAUUAAAAUUAUUAAAAAGAAGCUGGUCCGUAAAGUAUUAGAUAUGCUGAAAAAGAUUCCUGCUGCUGAAUAUGAACAAUUCUGGAAAGAAUUCUCUACAAACAUUAAACUUGGAAUUAUUGAAGACCCAGCCAACAGAACUAGAUUGGCAAAAUUGUUGAUGUUCUUGUCAUCACAUAGUAAUAAAAUGACUUCUCUAGCUGACUAUGUUAGCCGCAUGAAGCCUAAACAAGAUAAAAUCUUCUACAUGGCUGGAGCUACAAGAGAAGAAGUGCAUAAAUCUCCAUUUGUCGAAAGACUUUUACGCAAAGGCUAUGAAGUUUUAUUCCUUACUGAAGCAGUAGAUGAAUACGCAAUUUCUGCAAUCCCUGAAUUUGAAGGCAAAAAGUUCCAAAACGUUGCCAAAGAAGGUUUUAGUUUAACUGAAGCUGAAGGAGGCAAAGAACGUUUGGAGCAAAUUCAAAAGUCUUUCGAACCGCUAACCAAAUGGCUUGCAGAUGAUGCAUUAAAAGACCAAAUUGCGAAAGCUACAGUAUCAGAAAGAUUGAGUGAUUCUCCUUGUGCCUUGGUUGCCAGCAUGUUUGGAUGGACUGGCAACAUGGAAAGAUUAGCUGUUUCCAAUGCCCACCAAAAAUCUGAUGACCCACAAAGAUCCUAUUAUUUGAAUCAGAAGAAAACUUUGGAAAUUAAUCCAAGACAUCCUUUGAUCAAAGAAUUAUUAAAAAGAGUUAGUGAUGACACUACAGAUCCUAACGCCAAAGAUAUGGCUUUAAUGCUUUUUAGAACUGCCACAUUAAGAUCUGGAUACAUGCUCCAGGAUACCACUGAUUUUGCUCAAAGUAUUGAGGCAAUGAUGAGAAAAACUUUGGGUAUUUCCUUAGACGAACAGGUCGAGGAAGAAGAAGACAUUCCAGAAGAUGGCAUUCCCGAAGAAGAAGCUGAUAGUUCAGAUAAAGACGAUGUUGAACAUGAGGAAUUGUAAAUUUAAUGAUAAUUUAAUUUAAUUGGUGUGAGAUUGUGUGUGAUGAUUUAUUUUUGUUGUUGUUUUCGAACAACUUAGAAGACUUCUUUUGUAAUUAUUUAUAUUGAAUAAAAUUUCCUAUUUAUGUUAAAUUAUAA